AUGACUGGACAUUCUGUAUUUCACCAAUAUGAAGGUCUUUCUAGAGGGAUCUUAAGUCCAGUUAAUUAUGUCAGAUGUCAACAAAUCAAUCAACACCUAGUCAAUAGACUAGGUUUAGAAACUAGCCUUCAGGGUCAUCAUGGUUGUGUUAACUGCUUAGAAUGGGACGAGCGUGGUUCCUAUCUUGCUAGUGGUUCAGAUGAUCGGCGUCUAAUUAUCUGGGAUCCAUUUGAACGUAAAUCUCUUUUAACAAUGAACACUGGUCAUAUGGCGAAUAUAUUUUCUGUGAAGUUCUUAUCUAGUCUAAAUGAGAAUCUGAUUGUAACGGGUGCAGCUGAUAACAAAAUUCGUGUACAUGACAUUAAAGCACUAGAAACUCGGCAUGUAUUUUCUUGUCAUUCAGGUCGCGUUAAACGAUUGGCGAAUACUCCAUCUGAACCAUUCUUAUUUUGGUCAGCCUCAGAAGAUGGGACCUGUAGACAGUUUGACCUACGAGAUCCUGAUCAGACUUCUGUAAAUAAACCAUGUAAUGUAUUAGUCAAUUUACGAUUUCAAGAUAACGUUUUUGCCGAAGCUAAGUGUAUUGCAGUAAAUCCAUUAAAGUCUGAAUUGGUUGCUAUCGGUGGGAAUGAACCAUUUGUACGAAUGUUUGAUCGGCGUAAAUUAACACUUUCUACGUAUGAUAGUGUUACACCACAGGAGAGAAUACAAGCUGCAUCAAGGAGAACCCCUAUAAACAUUCCAUCAAGCUCGCUGCCUUCAUUUCCCUAUGGUGCAGCUAAAUAUUUUGUUCCAUCUCAUCUACCUGGUAAAAUAUUAACUGAUGGUUUAGACAAUCAAACUUUCAGUGUAACAUCAGUCAGUUUUAGUUCAGAUGGUGAAGAACUAUUAGCUAAUGUUGGACGUGAUAAUAUUUAUCUAUUUCAUUUAGCUUCACAAAAUGAACCAUUUCAAUGUCAAUCAUCGUUUAAAUCAACUAAAUUAUUGUAUAGUUUAUCUGCAACGCAACCAAGGGAUAGGUUUCGUUCUUUUCGUAUUCCUACCUGGUUUCGUCCUUCAAAUAUGGGAUAUUAUGAUUCUUAUUCGGGUUCAACUUAUGAUUACCGUUGUAAUCCUUCUAUGGCUUCUGAUUACUCAGUCGUACUGGCUUCACGAUUAAUUGAAGCCAAGGCAUAUGCUGUUGCAGUUCAUAAGUAUAAUAAACUUAUUCAACAGUAUCCUUUCUGUCCUCAACUGUAUACAGGUCGCGCUACUGCUUUAAUUAAAAGAAAUUGGAAUGGCGAUAUUUAUAAUGCGCUAUUGGAUUGCCGAAAUGCUAUCCAACUGACUACUCAAAGCAACAAUGAUUCUGUCAGCAUCCAAAAUAACGAUACCAUUAAUAAACAUCAAUUGUUAAGCAGUUCCGUUUACCUUACAGCUCUAUUACUUUCAGUCCGAUGUUUAUUAUGUUUGGAUUGGUUAAAUGCUGCUCGUAUUCAGCUCAAACAAGCACUGGACAGCUUUCCCAAUCUCUUCAAAACUAUUACGCAUCAAAAGAUUUCGGAUAAAGCGCUUAUUACACCUACUGUCAUCGCUUCUUCUUCUUCUUCUUCCUCGUCAUCUGCUAGCACACCAACAAUCAAUACCACUGAUACAAAUCCGUCCAAGUAUAUUUGCAAAUCAGAUAACCUGGUUAAAGUGUUCGAACAUUUAAAGUCUACAUUGUUGGCGAGAGAAAAACAAUUAGAAUCACAAUCUAACAAGUCGAAAAGAAAAGGAAAGCAAGUUAGUGGAAAAAAAACAUCAUUACAUGAUAAUUAUGAUAACAACGAUACCAAUGAUGAUAAUGAUGAUGACGACAAUGAUGCCAAAGGAUCUACAAUACCAAGACCAGAAACUUUAUCUUUCUUGAAAUGCGAUAACAUAUGUGAACAAAUAUCUUCAGAAUCUUGGCAUCGUCCCAGUCUUGACAAUCAAAUAAAUCCAAGACUAUGUGCUUGUUUAAACUGCUCAUGUAAUCGAAUGUGGAUAGAAGAGGAUGAAAGAGAAAGGCGAAAAAAUGCCAUCGACUUUUCAGCAUCUUAUAUUGGUCAUUGCAAUUCAAUAACAGAUAUUAAAGAAGCAAAUUUCUUUGGGAGCUAUGGGCAAUAUAUUGUCGGUGGGUCUGAUUGUGGUGCAUUUUUUAUAUGGGAUCGUAAUACAACUAAUAUAAUGCGUAUAUUGAAAGCUGACAGUUCUACUGUGAACUGUGUUCAACCUCAUCCGUCUAUUUGUUUGUUGGCAAGUUCCGGAAUUGACUCUGUUGUAAGACUAUGGUCACCGAAUUGUGAAGAAGACCCUGAUCAAUCACGAGUUGUUAGAGAUCAAGUUGGAGCAGCUGAACGGAAUCAACAACGUUCUAACGCUGAUCCUCUGGAAAUAAUGUUGUUAAAUAUGGGUUAUAAUUUUCGUGGUCUUGAUUUUGAUUCUAAUAGAGCUAGAAGAUCGAGAAAUCGCGAUUGUACUGAUGAACGGAAUAACGAAGAAGAGAAUGAAUCCAGUGAUGAUGACGAUGAUGAUCAUAAUAAUAACCAUGACAACAUCAAUUUCGAAAGAGAUUCUUAUUCUGCACUGCAACCUUCUGGAAACGAAACGUAUACUAAUGCCAAUCAUCCUGCUGGAAGUCUUGACGACACAUUGCACAGUGAAUCUGUUCUGAAUAACGUGAAUUUAGUGAAUGAAAGCAUUGAAGGAGUUGGUCAAACUGAUAGUCAAAAACGUACUGGGAAUGAAUCCAUUGAUUUGUCUUGUCAGUUAGGCUGUUCUCAAGCACCUAAGCAAAAACGAACAAAAACAGGAAGUUUAACUGAUGAAGAAACCUCUUUUCAACCAUCAGUCGCUGCUAUCAUAUUCAAUAGUGAUUUGAGUUCUGAUGAUGAUGAGCCUAAUACUACUUCAGUAGAGAAGAAUACACAAUGUAGACGUAAUCGUUCACGUCGAAUACAGUCUAGUCAUAGUCGACAUAUAAGACAUAUUCGUACACGAAGAAUACCAAUUAGUGCCACUUUUUCUGAUACCGACGUUGUAACUACUCCAUGGUUAAUUGAUUUUUUCCCUAUUGAAGUUCAUUCAAUCAAUUCACAGUCAACAGUAAAUGAAACAUUAAGUGAGCGAGAAGAGCCAGGACAAGAGGAACGAAGAAAUACUUAUCGAGAGGAUGAUGAUAGAAACGAUGAUAACAGUAUAUCAGAAGUCUCUUGCACUGUCAGUUGA
This is a messenger RNA of Schistosoma curassoni, 3231 nucleotides long. Lineage: Eukaryota; Metazoa; Platyhelminthes; Trematoda; Strigeidida; Schistosomatidae. The record is from the annotation of a GenBank genome assembly.